CGUAAUAGCUGGCAAGAGGUGUAUGAACGCCCAUAUUAUAACGACUGUCGUUUUCUGGCCACGCAAAGUUAAAGUAAGUUGCACUCUGCCAUAACUGGCGGUCUAAAGUUGUCCAAAAAAGCAUUCCCAGCAAUUUGCAUAUGUGGUAAAGUAGCCGGGCAAUGACGUAAUAACACGGGUGUUCUGUUUCAUACUCGUCGCCGUUUCCGAGUUACCACGUAGGCUAUGUGACUUUUUAGAUGAUUACUUCUGCCUUUAACGGUUUGCUAUACAAUUUAUUGCCUUAUUCGUGAUUGUUUUAGGCGUGAGACCGGCUCGCCGCGUGUUUUUGUAUUUUGCUUUUUCAAGCGAGUUUGCUAUAUCGCUGUACAGUGUGGCAAUUUGAAGUAAUGAACCAAUACCGGCUUAUUUAGGUCUGGUAUGCUUUACCAUAUGACCUAACUUCCACAGAAUAGAAUAGUGUAUUGCGGUUAGACUUUUCAUGCGAAAUGUAAAAGGGAUGCAUCAAAACGGAGGCCGAGGCGCAGACUGCAAACAAUUAGAUAGAACAGGUCGACGGAUCAGACUGAUCAUAUCUUCUAUGUUGGAGUUGUAUAAGCAAGCCACCAUGAACUACAAUAGAUCAACAAGGCGAAGUAAUAGCGUUCAUGUAAUUGACUUCAUGGAGUGGGUAAUGGGAGACAUGCCCUGGCAAGGACAACAUCGUUCAAGAUCAAGUGCAUCCGGCCCACCUUCGGGCAGAAGAAGGAAUUAUCCAAAUGUUGUGUCGGGUCAGAAACGAUUAGAAAUGGACACAAGGAGUCACACAUUCUCAAAGGAAAGACUUGACGAGUUUCGACAAAUCUUUGAGUUUUACGACGUGGAUAACAACAGGAUUAUGGACAUGGGGGACCUGGACGUGGCGUUACGAGCCUUGGGUUUUAGUCCAAGCGAAUCCGAGGUUGAAGAUGUGAUCGCCCUUAUGGAUGUAGACGGAGACAAGACGAUUGACUUUACGGAGUUCUGCAUGAUUAUCGAGUAUUUACAAUUUAAGAAGGGAAAAUACGGAGAAUUAAGGGAAGCCUUUCGAAGUCUCGAUCUUUGUAAUGAAGGAUUGGUGCUGGAAGAUGACGUUACUCAAAUGCUGACGUCACACGCGAAAGAAAUGACGCUCAAAGAAAUAAACGAUUUGAUCAGGUUUACUAAAACAGACGAACUGGAUACGAUCAAUUAUUCCAAAUUCGUCGACGCCGUAGAAAAAGCCGACUGUGACAAGAACAACGAUAAAGACGAAGACACGUUCAAGUUGUUAAAUAAUGUUAAAGAAAGAUUCUCAAAACUUACAACAAAAACCUCGUAUAGUUCAUCUAAUAAUGGAGCAACCAAUAUUGAGAAGUCGCGAAGUCCUUCAAAAAAACGCCGCAACGUUGAGACCAUUGACUCCUUAGUUCGAGCAUUAGGAGGUCCCAUACUGAUAACUAGCGCUGUGAUAAUCACAGCCAACACAGAGGAGAAAGCGUCAAGGCGGUGGCCACCGGUUAAGAAAGUACUUGGUUUACAAAAAUUUAAACGAAACCGACUCUUCAGCGCAAAAUAUUGAACAAGAAUUGAUUGACAGCUCGUUUUGAUGACGUCAAUAUCCACCUCUCAAUAUAAGAUUUCCAUGUCAGAGCGUUUUGCA
This is a messenger RNA of Ciona intestinalis (vase tunicate), 1660 nucleotides long. Lineage: Eukaryota; Metazoa; Chordata; Ascidiacea; Phlebobranchia; Cionidae. The record is from RefSeq and is a predicted model, not a curated record.